ACCAAUCACAGCGCGUGUUGCAAACCGGGGUUGGAAAUUAUCCAGUCGUGUAUAUAUACCACAAUAUAUGCAUAGACGAUUCGACAUGGCUGACACGACACGGGUAGAUGUCUGUCAUCACAUUGUUCACGAAAUGUUCACUUGGUGAACUGAAUGCAUUAUGUCACACCAUAGCUGGAAAUAUAAGCAGUCGACAACCACUAGAUUACAAUGCCUAUUCCAAAUUAUGGAGUUUGGAAGAGUGGUGGAAUGUCACUGAAAGUAUACAUUCACUGCUAAAGCUGAGUAUUAAGAAUUCGUGGACUAAAGACGAGAUUUUUGAAAAGCUUGGCACCCUGUCUGACGACUACAAACAAACAUUUAUGGAGGUGGUUAGUGUGCGUAGGGAGGACCUCCGAAAAAGUCUGCUUACCUCAACAGCUGCUAUCUCACAGAAUGUAAUGGCAGACUUUGACUGGCAAAUGAAGCUGGUGAUGUCAAGUGAUAAGCUGUCCUCUCUCCACUCCCCGCUCCUCAACCUUGACCUACAGGUGGCUGACUGCAAUAAUCAAAACAGAGUUGUCUCCCUUGAACUAGACAGAGCUGACCUCAAGAAACUGAUCGCAUCAUUAGAGGGAGCUGGGAAGGCUGUGCAGCAAUUAUCCUCCUGAGGUCAGACGAGAGGUCCAGCCAUCAUUCCAGAAGUCUUCCUCAAAUGCAUGGUCGUCAACUCACACUAAUGUUGAGACUCUCACUCAGUCUACAUGCCAUUCCACAUUGUAUUACUUGAGUAGAUCCUUCAUGAAGAGUUCAGCCUGUCAUGUCUGGGAUGUGGAAAUGUGCAAUAUUCACCUGACUGUGUGUUUUGUUUGAUUGGUAUUUUAGAAUUUGAUGAAUAACAAGAAAGGUAGGUACUUUUAUGGAGGACAACUUCUUUAAUAAAUUACCAUGCAAUGUUUUGGUAUAGAUUGUCAAGCAAGAGUGACCGUAUAGACAAACCUUAAUGGAUAACAACUUGAUUUCACGAGUGGGACGCGUUCGAUUCUUGUACCGUUGUCAAUCAGGAACGAUGUACAACGGUACAAGAAUCUGUAUUGAAAUGUCACACCACAAAUAGAGAAGUUGUUAUCUAUAAAGGCUUGUUUACAUUGUACUUCCAAAAUGACACACAAAGAACUUAAGACUGUGUGUUACCAGCUGGUUAAUCUGAGAAUGUUUCACAUCCAUCAACAUUGCAUAAUUUGAUCAG
Messenger RNA from Haliotis rubra (blacklip abalone), 1228 nucleotides. RefSeq names its product COMM domain-containing protein 8-like. The record is from RefSeq and is a predicted model, not a curated record. Lineage: Eukaryota; Metazoa; Mollusca; Gastropoda; Lepetellida; Haliotidae.